CCAAGUCAACGAAAUAUUUUUUUUUAAAUUUCUUUCUAACAACGAAAUUCUUACAGAAAUUUGAAAUGUUGAAAUAAAGUACUAAGUUUCCAAAAGCUUCAAAUCUAGUGUACACAGCAUUUACAAAUGACCUGAUAAAAAGUUGUAAACUAACAGGUUAUCGUUAUAAAUAAACGCACAAAUUACCAAUGGCACCGCACCAGCACCAGCAGCGCAAACCUUGGCGCAAGAACCUGUACGAAAAUGCCGACUACGAGGACAACUACACGGAUCCGAGCUUCCUGCAGGAGCUGAAAACCAACGCCAACCUACAGACGUACACCCUUCCGGAAGCAUUCCUGGGCGCCACCCGGCUGAGCCAGCAAAUUUCCAUCGUCGCCAGUUUUCUGAUCGUGUUCCACUAUCUGUACACGGACACCCUCAAACCGCAAAGCAUUCUCGGGCAGGCCAUCUUCGGAACCGUCGCCGGUUAUCUCAUCUAUGCCGGCCGAAGUCUCCGGCUUGGCACCGUCAUAGAGGACUUUAAAACGGCCGCAGCCGUGCUGGUGUUUGGCUACAUCUUCUCCCCGCUGCUGCACACCCUCACGGACAGUGUCAGCACGGACACGAUCUUCUCGAUGACCUUCCUGGUGCUGAUGCUCCACCUGAUCUUCUACGAUUACGGCGUUCCGGCGGCCAUCGUCUCCAAAGCGAUUUCCCUCAACGCCGCCAUCUUCGGUGCGAUCUGCCUGGCCUCGCGACUGUCCUCGCCGUUUCACGCCUUUGUUCUGCUGGAAGUGGCCGCCGUUUACUUUGCCCUGGGGCCGAUCCUGUUGGCAAAGAUCCGCAGUGUUCCGCUGCUAGUGGCCACCGUUGGUGUGUGCUGUUACCUGCUGCUGCAACUCUCGAUGACCAUCUUUUGGACGUACGUUUGCGUGUUGGCGUUCGUGAACGGAUUCUGUCCGCUGCUGUUUGUGCGGUUGCAGCGGCACAAGAACAACAUUCACGGACCGUGGGACGAAGCGAUCGUCAGUGACUUCCGGGAGGAGAAUGGUAGCGCUAGCAGUAUUUGACGUGUCAGGAGUGUUCUAGUCUUUUAGUUAAAAUAAAAAUAUAGAAGCAUAACGUCUCAAUAUUAUUU
Messenger RNA from Culex quinquefasciatus (southern house mosquito), 1120 nucleotides. It is a transcript of the gene PIG-C, whose product is annotated as phosphatidylinositol N-acetylglucosaminyltransferase subunit C. Lineage: Eukaryota; Metazoa; Arthropoda; Insecta; Diptera; Culicidae. Gene Ontology annotation, cellular component: membrane; glycosylphosphatidylinositol-N-acetylglucosaminyltransferase (GPI-GnT) complex. Bases 189 to 1052 code for a protein of 287 amino acids. The transcript has a single exon. The record is from RefSeq and is a predicted model, not a curated record. Gene Ontology annotation, biological process: GPI anchor biosynthetic process.